Molecule: messenger RNA, 3816 nt
Organism: Aspergillus calidoustus
Lineage: Eukaryota; Fungi; Ascomycota; Eurotiomycetes; Eurotiales; Aspergillaceae
Source: the annotation of a GenBank genome assembly
CUGCAUUUCGAGCAUAUCUGUUGAAUAGAAAGCCUUAUAGAUGAAGAUACGUCACGUGAUAGUAUUUCAAGAUUGGCGAAAACCCCCGCUGCUUGUAUUCAUUCGCUGACUGGAUACGGUUUGUGGGUUUUCCCGGAAAGGUGCUCAGCUGCAGUAUGGACGCAGUCGAUGAUCGCGAAAUCAAGCUCCAGCGGGCUUCAGGAGACCUCGUCAAAGAGUUCCUGGAGAAAUUGCCUUCGCUACUCUGGAAGCCACCAGCCAGCCCGGAAGGUGCCCGAGUCCCGCGGCGAUGGACCUUGGCCUCGAAAACUGAAAGGCUCGUCAAUCUUCUGGAACCGUUUCAGGAGUGGCCGCAGUUGCUCGAUCCACACCUGCAAUCGCUUUUGCCCACGCUUGUUGAUGCUUUUUUGGCAUACUUGCUAGCCCAUCGAAACAAGUAUGCGAGCAAAAUAUCUAGUCAGGAGCACAAGGCUCUUUAUCCCCUGCCGAGGGCUGUUUGCAGGCUGCUGUACACCUUCUGUAAGGUUAGAGGGGUCAAAGUUAUCAGCAGGUUUUUGAACAAUGAACCUAAGUACCUUGACCCUAUGCUGCGGGCAUUUAUUGAGUGGGAUACAGCUCAGCCGGAUCAUUCUCAGGAUCACGCUGCAGACAUAUCAAAGCGAUUGAUCUGGGAGGAGCGUUAUGUGAUGCUCAUUUGGCUGUCGCACUUGUUGCUGGCGCCGUUUGAUCUGUCUUCUCUGUCAUCAGACGACAUACCCAUACCUCACGAGGGUAUUGGGCCACUUGAGUUACUGUCGCCGCAGACGCCCGCGGUAGCGAGAUCCCUGCUUUCGGUGACACUGACAUAUGUCAAUGUCGCAGGAAAGGAGCGUGAAGCCGCAACAAUGCUUCUUGCACGACUUGCCCUGCGCCGGGAUAUGCAGGCUCUAGGGAUUUUGAAGAUCCUGACUGACUGGGCUUUUGCAGUUAUCCACCCUCCUGCUGGCACUGAACCUUCUGCCGCUUAUGGGUACAUCGGAAUACUCUCGUUCCUUGCCCGUUUGGCUGCAUCUGGUCAAGCUGAGGACUUUUCCCCUCUUAUAAUUCCUGCUUUCAAGCAGACUAUGCGUCUCUUUCAACACGCCACACCAGUCUCUCGGGUGAUCUUGUCAUCUGCUCUGGCUCGAAAGACUAUCAUAAAGUUCCUUCGAUCCAUCACUGUAAUGACUUUGUCCCUCAGCGAGAAAAGCAACAGUGUACUCUCAGAAGAUCACAUCUCUUACAUAUUAGAGGAGGCAAUCGAUCAUUUCUUGACGGCUCUUGCGGACAAGGACACGCCUGUACGAUUCGCCGCGAGUAAAGCGCUGAGCAUUGUCACCUUGAAGCUGAAUCCAGACAUGGGUAAUGAGGUCAUUGAGGCAGUCACUGGCUCUUUGGAGGACAAUAUUCUAUUCGAGAAGAGGGAUGGCACGAUUAUCACGCCAGCCGAGGCAAGGCGGAUUGGAACAGGCACGCUGAAACGAAACCUUAGUGCAGUUGACGCGCAACGGUGGCAAGGCUUGAUCCUUACCCUCGGUCACCUCUUGUUUCGUCGUGCUCCUCCGACUCAUCAGUUACCCAAUGUACUGCAGCCACUUGUUUCCGGGCUAGAUUUCGAACAGAGAUCUUCUACGGGGAGUUCCGUCGGUACUGGUGUUCGAGAUGCCGCAUGCUUUGGUAUAUGGGCGUUGUCGCGCAAGUAUACGACCAAGGAGCUGCUCGCAAUAAAUGGACAAGCCAUCAACACCUCGACAAAUCAGUCCGAGACUAGCAUUCUUCAAAUGCUCGCCAUUGAGCUCGUUUGUGCGGCCUGCGUUGAUCCGUCAGGAAAUAUUCGGAGAGGCUCCUCUGCCGCACUGCAAGAGCUUAUUGGUCGUCACCCUAAUACCAUUGUUGAGGGGAUACCUCUCGUACAGGUGGUAGACUACCAUGCUGUAGCACGGCGGUCAAGGGCAAUGAUUGAGGUCGCAAAGGCUACGGCUGAUUUGAGCACUCAAUACUGGGAACCUCUGGUCGAGUCGCUGAUGCAAUGGAGAGGCAUUGGUUCUUCGGAUCGGGAAUCGAGGAGACAUGCGGCAACAGCACUUGGGGUUCUGAGUACGCAAAAAGGGUGCAACACUGUGCGUAUGGUACUAAACAAACUACACAACAAACUUCACAGCAUCCCUCGCAGCGAUGUCGAGACGAGGCAUGGGUGCCUUCUUGCAAUGUCUGCCGUUAUCGAUGCGUUUAUCGCUUUGAGACCUUCCGAGAGCGAUGCCAGUAAUGACGCACGCAGUGUUGGCCAACAGAUAGCUGAUUUUUGGGACAUCUUCGGCUUACCCAUUGGGCCGAGUAAGGACGAUUUGACGCUACAGGCCUCCCGCCCAGAACUCACGGCUGAAGCAUCUUCAUGCCUUAUAUUCUCCCUGUCUCAGUCCUUCUCUUGUGUCCGAGAGCUCCGAGGUUCCUUGCCGUCGCACACGUUACUUGGCCAUGCUUGCAAGACUCUUCUGCUCUGUCUUUCUAGGAGCGACGAUAUCUCUAUAGAGUCCUCAUCAAAGGCAAUCUCACAGCUCUGGCCCUUACUGCCGUCCUCAAAGCAGGAAGAGAUUAUACAGGGUUGGUUUACGUACCUUCGAACGACUCGAAACUUGCCCACGGGCCGAGGUCAUAUUUCAGUUCUGGGCUCCAUUUUCAGCAAACUUGAUGUUGGCGAUGGUUCUCGGCAAGCCAUCGUUGAGGAACUUGUACGGUGUGCUGAGAAAGAAGAGCUAAUUGAGAAAAGAGUUGCCGCUGUCAAGAGCUUGACAACCGGUGUUCUACAGCAUAUCGAUGUGACCGACGAUAUCGCAAAUAGUCUCAUCGGCUUCCUGAACGACUAUACAACAGACAGGCGCGGUGAUAUCGGAUCACUGGUUCGAUUAGAGGGUAUCCAGGCAGCUAGAGUCGUCAUUCAGAUGGAGGCGGGCGUCGCAAGCCAGUCCUAUAUCAAGAACGUAGUCGGCUGUCUCUGUCGUCUUGCAGCUGAAAAGCUGGACAAGGUCCGUCUCGAGGCCUGGCUUUGCCUCCAAAUAUUCUGGGAAUCUGCCCACGACUUCCCACCGUUGCAGAGACCCUAUGAGCACUUUAGCCAAGUAUCUUCCCCCGAUUACUUUCUGCAACUGCUUGGACUUCAGGCAGUUGACUGGUUACGUCUUCCGUUGUUACAGGGCCUUGCUACCUCUGCUGUUGCUGGGUCUGAAGGACUGAUUCGAUCGGCCCGUUCAGCUUUGGUGCAGAACAUAAACACCCUUGCAGCAGAACAGCGGUCCGAAACAGUGACUUCGAUUCUCCAAGACUUCCAGUUAAUUCUGAACGAGAAGCUUCCAGAUGAUCGGUAUGCUAUACCAAUCUUAGAGCUAUCGGCCUUUUUGUUAGAUGGAUAUAUCGCCUCGGCACCUGGAUUCUGGGAUCCAAGUCUAAGAAAGUGGUUUGUCGCUAUCCAGAGGGCGCAUUUCAAGACGGCGAAUAUUGCCAGGCUUGAAGCGGCUAUACGGGCCUAUGCACCUCUCUCGAGACUGGAGCAAGUACGGGCUGAGGUGCUGAAGAAGCUGACGGGGUUGUUGCUGCAUCCAUUUCCAAGAGUUCGUGCUGCAACAGCAGAGUAUUUGUUCAUGGAAACGGAACUUGAUGUGGUGAAGCUAGAGGAUUGGACUAGGCAGCCGAAGGAACUGAAGGACAAGGUUGAGGAGGUCAGGGGCUUAUUAGCUUGUAAAUGAUUGCAUAGCGCAAAAAGACAAAAAGAAAUCCGAAUGCAUCAUCCGUGAAUCGAACACG